AUGGCACACCUCCCCCAAGUCCCGUCCCCCGUCGGCAUCUUCCCGCAGUUCUUCGCGCGGGGGCCCGAAACGCUCGUUUUGAAAGAAAAAGUCCUAUCCCUCACCGGCGACGACUUCCACAUCAAGCUCGCAAACGGCACGCCGAUCCUGCGCGUCGAGGGCAAGGUGCUGAGCCUCUCCGGGCGGAAGAAGGUGUUUGACGAGCAAGGGAACCAUCUGUUUGAUAUUGUCAAGGAGCACUUUCACAUCCACACCACCUUUCGCGUCGAUGAUGCAAACGGGAAGAAGAUUAUGGAGGUGAGGAGUGGUUUCAAACUGAUUGGAUCGAAAGCUACCGCGACGUUCACUUCGCAGUCGGGCAAACAGGAAGUCCUCACCAUGCGCGGUAACUGGUUCGACACGACGGCCGAUAUCACGGAUGAGGCGCAGGGCAAUGUCGUCGUGGCCCGGAUCAAUCGCAAACUGCUCUCUGGUAAGGAUAUCUUCUUCGGUCAGCAGACGUACGGCGUGACGGUUGCGCCGGGCGUGGAUAUGGCGCUGGUAGCAGCACUCUGUAUUUGUCUUGAUGAGAAGAACAACGAGGGCGGCUCGUAG
Messenger RNA from Ascochyta rabiei, 594 nucleotides. RefSeq lists its product as uncharacterized. The coding region runs from base 1 to 594 and encodes 197 amino acids. The transcript has 3 exons. NCBI's taxonomy places the organism in Eukaryota, Fungi, Ascomycota, Dothideomycetes, Pleosporales, Didymellaceae. The record is from RefSeq and is a predicted model, not a curated record.